CGCCCCAACACUGCCAUUAAUACCGCAUCCAACGCUCCCUAGAGACGACUCCCUGCCCGAAUACAUGCCCGUACCCCUAGAAACUGCGCGCGCAAUCCGUUCCUCGUGGGCGCACCGCCCGAGCCUCCCAUGACGCCGCUGCAAGAUGCCACGCCCAAGCCCCCCCAGUAUCCCGCCGACCUCGAGGCCUCGAUGGUCCUGCCCAAGCAGCGAGCGUCGCCGGCUUCAUCCCUCGCCUCCCUUCCCUACCGAAGAUCGAACCCCUCUCUGCAGAAGCUGUUCGAGUCGACAGCCUCAAUUUCGGGCUCGCGCCCAAGCUCCGGCACCGCAACUCCCACCGCCUCAGUAGUUCCUAGCUCCGUAUUCUCCCAGGCAUCGACACAGAAUGGCACAGGAACACCAGGCAGUCUGCCUCCAGGCGUGUCAGAUGAACACAGAAACCUCAUACAGCGCGCCUUUGUGCCCCAUGUGGCGGUACUGGCGGACGAAGCGACAGAGGCGAUGCUGCGGGGGAAGGGUUUAGAAGGAGGAUUGUUGCAACUGCUACGGCCGUUUGGGGAGUUGGUACCUGGAAAAGUAACGAUAAGAGACAGUAUUGGCGCUAGCAAGAGCCAUGAGGAUUUUGGCAUCAGAUUUGUUGGCGUCCGUGACGGACUAGUACCGCCAACCUCAGCAGGACGGAAUUCAGAGCUUCGAAUGGACACAGUGACGGGGCAGGGUGCGGGCGGCAGGAUUUCGUCGGGUGUUCCUCGCCCACAACGGACAGGCGGUCAUGUUAGACAGAUUGAAGAGCUAGUGGAUCGCCAUCUGCAAUAUUCCGAGUUCAACACCCACGAUAUGGUCCCUGAUUACCUCAAUCACAAAGAAGCACCUUCCCAGUCCGACACCUCUUCAUCUCCCUUUCACACUCUAUAUCUACGGCGGCUACUGUCUGGCCUGCCGGUAGUGUCCCACGAAACCUUCGCCCACCCCGUGGCAUGCGUCAUUGCGGUGAGCUCGCGACAUCCAAAUCCAACAGAAGAGAUACGCAAACUCUAUGCUCUCCAACAUGACGGUGCGCUCCGAAUGCCUCAGUUCGUCGAAAACGAUUACCUUCGAUAUUAUGUUUUAGUCCAUGAUGAAGAGACAGGGGACAUUGCCCACUCUAACCAGACGUUCGAAUCGAUGAAGCGGCACUUUGGAUUCCACUGCCAUCUCCUUCGACUGAAGAGCCAGCAAUGCAUCCCAUCUGAUGAUGACAGUGUGCGGCUUCCGAUAUGUGAGUGGAUGUCUGCUGCAGAAGAGCUGGCAGAGAUACAGAAGCGAGAAACCACCGACGACAUAUCAGACCCCACACCUUACCUCCCAGACUCUGAUAUCACAGCUAUUCGAACCUUCGUCCGCGAGCUCGUUGUGCAAUCCGUUGUUCCUAACAUGGAGCGCAAAGUCGCAACCUGGAACGAGCAAGUCCUCGCCCGGAGACGAGGUCUCUCAGGCCGCUUCAUGUCCUUAUCAAAACGCUGGACACCAUUUGGCUCCAGCCGGAAUAGCUCCUCUCCGACCGUAGGCUCGUCUUCCAAUUAUGAUAGUAUCCAAGAAUUCUACCGACCAGACGCGCCCGAAGCAUUAAUGCGCAAACUGGCGGAUUACUGCUUCAUGCUGCGGGACUUCAAACUCGCCCUCUCAACGUAUGACAUUCUCCGCACAGACUUCAACAACGACAAAGCAUGGCGGCAUUACGCCGGCGCUGUCGAAAUGGCGGCCCUAUCCGCCCUGCUCUCCACCAGCCCCCUUUCUUCCAAGACCCGAACUGAGAACAUCGAUUCCUGGAUCGAAGCAGCCGUAUACAGCUACACAGACCGCCAACUCAAACCAACUCCCUACUACGCCCUUCGUACCCUCGCCCUAGGUCUCGAACUCCUCCGUCUCCGCGGCUCCUCGGCUGCGGACGACGCUGCACGUUGGGCGUCCCGCAUCCUAGAAACCGGGAUCGUAGGCCCUGUAGGCCACGCGCUUUUCACAGAACGCAUAUCCACAUGUUACUCGAUCCGCACCGGCAUCGGGUCCAUGAACCUCGGUGCGCGCCGCCGAAAAGCCGCAUUCUGGUCCGUCCUCGCCGCCGAAACCUGGCUCCGCCUAUCUAAAGCCUUGCAAGCAGAGCGCUGUCUAGAUACUGCUUUGCGAUUAUACAACUUUAACACAGAAAAUGCUUCUGGGGCUGUCAAACUCCCGUUUCCGCAAAUGCAGGCUUUCAUAGAUGAUCUCCGACAGCAGAUUCUAGGAUUGCGGUUGGAGAUCCGCGGGUUUGAGGAAGGGGACGAGGGCGAGGGGGACGCGGUGCAGCAGAGUUUGAUGGUGGAGGAGGCCACGGAAACAUUAGAUAAGAGCCCCCGUGCGCAUCGGAAGAGCUUGAUUGGGGCGCCCCCGCCGCCGAUUGAUGUCGGGCCGUUGAGCCCGAUGUUGGAGAGGGGUGAGGGGAGGAGGGAUGAUCAAUUUGAGUGAAUGAAUAUAUAUAGCUGGGUGUUCUUUUAAGAUUUCCUUCGGCCCGGCACAUGCGAGAAGAGGCUCUACCUACCGGGUGUUUGGCAUUGCAGUGGCGUUGGGGAUAUGACAAAUUAUAUAGCACAGCACUAUCUUGGCAGAGAUGAUAGGAUAGGAUAGAUACUCUAUACACUGGAUAGGCGUAGGCUUAGGGUGGAGGGGGUGUUGGCAUUGGCGUCCGGGUAUCGGGGAUAUGGGUGAGAGACAUUGUAAGUAGAUGGGAAUGUAUUUGAUUAUAAC
This is a messenger RNA of Lindgomyces ingoldianus, 2760 nucleotides long. RefSeq lists its product as uncharacterized. The transcript has 2 exons. Gene Ontology annotation, biological process: endoplasmic reticulum to Golgi vesicle-mediated transport; protein localization to phagophore assembly site. Gene Ontology annotation, cellular component: cytoplasmic vesicle; TRAPPIII protein complex; phagophore assembly site. Lineage: Eukaryota; Fungi; Ascomycota; Dothideomycetes; Pleosporales; Lindgomycetaceae. The record is from RefSeq and is a predicted model, not a curated record. The coding region runs from base 130 to 2481 and encodes 783 amino acids.